CCGGCCCCGCCGGCAGCGGGGGCAGCCGCGGAGCCGCCCACCAUGAGCUGGUUCAACGCCUCGCAGCUGUCCAGCUUCGCCAAGCAGGCGCUGUCGCAGGCGCAGAAAUCCAUCGACCGGGUGCUGGACAUCCAGGCCGAGGAGAGCCCCUGGCCCGACGCCGUCAUCCCCGACUACGGUGACGGAACAAAUUCUCUCAUAAGUGGAGGAUGGGACACAUCUUCCUGGGGCUUGAGCUCAAAUACAGAACCCCAGAAUCAGCCAGUAUCACCCACAGCCAUCACAAAGCCAGUGAGGAGGACAGUAGUGGAUGAAUCUGAAAACUUCUUCAGUGCCUUUCUCUCCCCUACAGACGUUCAGAGCAUACAGAAAAACCCAGUGGUGUCCAAACCUCCAGCCAAAUCACAGAGACCCAAAGAGGAGGUGAAAAGCACUUUAAAGGAGUCUCAACACUCCAGUCAGCUGGAAGGGCCAGUGACAACAGAGGCAGAAGUGAAGGAUUCCUCUGUAGCUGUCCUGGACUUGAAAAGCCUUGAUACUCCCAAGGAGAAAUUAGAAGACAAUGCUGUGCUUAAAUCUGAUGCCCAGCAUGAAGCAAGCACAAACGAAGUUACUGACCAAAAGGUGUCUGCUCUAAAUUUUGAAGAACCUGAAGAUUCUCCUACUGAAAAAUCCAGUGUAGGAGGGGAUGGAGCAGCAGGUGCACCUGAGGGUGCUUCUCAGUCCCUUGGAGCAGGCACCAAAGACCUGGGUUUGGAAGGGAAGGAGAGAAAGACUGAGGACAGACAGAGCAAUACCCCAUCACCUCCCAUCAGCACCUUCUCCUCAGGCACUUCCACAACAAGUGAUAUUGAAGUUUUGGACCAUGAGAGUGUGAUAAGUGAGAGCUCAGUCAGUUCCAGGCAAGAAGCUGCAGAUUCCAAAUCCAGCCUUCACCUGAUGCAGACAUCGUUCCAGCUCUUAUCCACGUCUGCCUGUGCGGAUUAUAAUCGCUUAGAUGACUUCCAGAAAAUGACUGAGAGCUGCAGCUCUUCAGAUGCUUUUGAAAGAAUUGAUUCAUUCAGUGUGCAGUCCUUGGACAGCAGGAGUGUCAGUGAAAUAAAUUCAGAUGAUGAGUUAUCAGGCAGGGCUUCUGCUUCAGCGUCUGUCGCUGUCAGUCCUUCCGUGCCAAAGACAGAAACGGUUGACACCCUGAAAAAUAAAUCUGAAAACUUGAAUGAUGCUCCUGUGUUGCAUGCUGAGGAAGCUGAGAUGGAAGAGAGUGGGAGAAGUGCAACCCCUGUUAACUCUGAGCAGCCAGAUGUUGUUUUGGUUGCUGCUGUACAAACUGUUGAAGAGCAGGUUGUGAAGGAGGAGGCCGAGCCCCAGCAGGAUGCUGGGGAACAAUUGGUAGAAGAGGACCCUGAGAAGCAAGAGCUUAAAAAGAUGAUUGAUUCAUUAACUGAGAAGCUGGAGAAGAGGGAAAUACAGUUAUUAAGUACUAGUAAAGAAAGGGCUCGCUUGGAGGAAGCUUAUGAUAACCUCAAAGAUGAAAUGUUUAGAAUGAAAGAAGAGAGCAGCAGCCUUUCAUCUCUUAAAGAAGAGUUUGCUCAGCGAAUUGCAGAUGCUGAGAAGAAGCUCCAGCUAGCCUGCAAAGAGAGAGAUGCAGCUAAAAAGGAAGUAAAGACUGUUAAAGAGGAAUUGGCUACUAGACUUAAUACCAAUGAAACUGCUGAAUUACUGAAAGAAAAAGAAGAGCAAAUCAAAGGAUUAAUGGAGGAAGGGGAAAAGCUUUCCAAACAGCAGCUGCACAAUUCCAACAUUAUUAAGAAAUUAAGAGCCAAAGAGAAAGAGAGAGAAAAUACUAACACCAAACAGAGCAAAAAGAUUAAGGAAUUGGAAGAGGAGUUGCAGCAUUUAAAACAGGUGCUUGAUGGCAAGGAAGACCUUGAGAAGCAGCAUCGAGACAGCAUUAAACAACUGAACAGUGUUGUGGAGAGACAAGAAAAGGACCUUGCUAAACUUCAGACAGAAGUGGAGGAACUUGAGGAAAAGAACAGGAGUGUGCAGGCAGCACUUGACAGUGCAUACAAGGAACUUGCAGAUCUUCACAAAGCUAAUGCUACAAAGGACAGCGAGGCUCAGGAAGCAGCCCUGAGCCGGGAAAUGAAGGCAAAGGAAGAGCUUGGCUUAGCACUGGAGAAGGCCCAGGAGGAGGCUCGGCAGCAGCAGGAAGCUUUGGCAAUUCAGGUGGCAGACCUGAGGCUGGCACUGCAACGUGCAGAGCAGCAGGCAGCCAGAAAAGAAGAUUAUUUACGGCAGGAAAUUGGUGAACUACAACAGAGACUCCAAGAAGCAGAGGGCAGGAACCAAGAACUGAGCCAAAGUGUUACCUCAGCUACACGGCCCCUUCUGCGGCAGAUAGAGAACCUGCAGGCCACGCUGGGAGCUCAGACCUCUGCUUGGGAAAAACUGGAGAAGAACCUUUCUGACAGGCUGGGUGAGUCUCAAACUCUUCUAGCAGCGGCUGCUGAGAGAGAACGGGCUGCUACAGAAGAACUUCUUGCUAAUAAAAUUCAGAUGUCUUCUUCUGAAUCUCAAAAUAGUCUUUUAAGGCAAGAAAAUACCCGUCUUCAGGCUCAGCUGGAAGUGGAGAGAAACAAAUUGAAGAAAAUGGAGAGUGAAAACAGCAGGUAUGAGGUUGAACUAGAAGGCCUCAAAGAUGAGUAUGCAAAAACCUUGGAAGAUGCAAAGAAAGAAAAGGCCCUGCUGGCUACUCAGUUAGAAAUGGAGAAGAUGAAGGUUGAACAGGAGAGGAAGAAGGCUAUUCUUGUGCAAGAAGCAGCAAAGGAGAAGGACCGAAAAUCAUUUACAGUUGAAACCGUAUCAAGUACACCAUCAAUGUCCCGCUCCAGUUCCAUGAGUGGGGUGGACAUGGCAGGUCUUCAAACCUCCUUCCUCUCACAGGAUGAUGCUCAUGAUCACUCAUUUGGACCAAUAGCUACCAGUGGGAGCAAUCUCUAUGAUGCAAUAAGGAUGGGAUCAGGUUCAAGUAUAAUUGAAAACCUACAGUCACAGCUAAAACUAAGAGAAGGAGAGAUUUCACAUCUACAGCUGGAAAUUGGAAACCUGGAGAAAACUCGAUCAAUAAUGGCAGAAGAGCUGGUUAAAUUAACAAAUCAAAAUGAUGAACUUGAAGAAAAAGUGAAGGAAAUCCCCAAAUUACGCACACAGUUAAAGGAUUUGGAUCAGAGGUACAACACCAUUCUCCAGAUGUAUGGGGAGAAGGCAGAGGAGGCUGAGGAACUGCGGCUGGAUCUGGAAGAUGUGAAAAACAUGUACAAGACUCAGAUAGAUGAACUUUUAAAACAAAGACAAAAUUAAUUCCUCAUGGAACUCUUAACACUAUAUGGUGACAGACUGUAAAGAUAACUGUUUAUGUAAAUGCUGAAUUUAAAUGUCCUGUAAAAAAACCCUGUAUUAUAGAAAAUGUGACUAUAUAAUAGAGUUCAUAUGUUGACAGAAGAAUCAAUGCUUUAAGUGUCCUGCUCUGUCUGCAGUUAAAUUAUUUGUGCAAUAUUUAAUUUUUUUUUUUCUUCAGUCAUCCCUUUAUUUAAGUUUUUGCUAAAUGCUGGGUCAUUUAACACAAACAGCAGAAAUUAUGGUUGUUGGUUGCUUGUGAGACAGCACUGGAAAACAUGAGUAGUACUAAAGCAGCCCUUGAUUCAUAAUCUUUGUAAACCUAUGAAAAUCACAUUAGAAGUCUUUCUCAAGUGUUCAUAGGAGUUUUUCUAAAAUCUCAUCAGGU
Messenger RNA from Catharus ustulatus (Swainson's thrush), 3787 nucleotides. RefSeq names its product TATA element modulatory factor 1 (gene TMF1). NCBI's taxonomy places the organism in Eukaryota, Metazoa, Chordata, Aves, Passeriformes, Turdidae. The coding region runs from base 43 to 3363 and encodes 1106 amino acids. Gene Ontology annotation, cellular component: Golgi apparatus; endoplasmic reticulum. The record is from RefSeq and is a predicted model, not a curated record. The transcript is spliced from 17 exons.